AUGUAUAACACGUCCAGUUAUUUUAAAUCGUUCCCCAUUGUGUUAUUCAUCAUUUCCCUAAUACUACUUCGUCAAAAUUGUGUUUGCACACAUGAUUACUCUGAAAACUCAAAUAAAAAAAUAGACCACUUUGUUGAAGCGUAUGACUUACUAGAUAAAGGUGAAUACGAAAAAUCUUUCUCCAAUUUAAAAAGCUGUGUUCACUAUGAUAUAAGAUGUUUGACACUGAGUGGGGUAUUCUAUUAUUUAGGGCUGAAUCCUGUAAAAAGGGACGUAUGUAAUGCUCUCUAUAUAUGGAAAGUGUGUUCAGAUUACGGCAGUUCAGAUGCUCAAUUUUACUUGGCUGUUAUGUAUUCAAACUAUUUUUCUUUACCUAAUUUGUAUUCAUAUUAUGUUGAAGAAGAUGAAAUAGAACAGAAUAUAAUAUUAUUUAGAAUGUAUUUACUUUUAAGAGCUAAGUAUUUAGAAAGGGGUAUAGCAGUUGGUCUACAUCAAAAAAGUGGAAAGUACGAAGAGCAGGUAGAAGGGGAAGUGGAAAAGGGAGAGGGGAAAAAUGAGGGUAAGAAAGGGGGUAAAAAAGAAGGAAAACAUACACAGGGAGUAGAAGCAGAAGCAGAAGUAGAAGUAGAAGUAGAAGUAGAAGCAGAAGGAGAAGCAGAAGGAGAAGAGGAAGUAGAAGCGGAAGUAGAAGCGGAAGUAGAAGAAGAAGACGCUCGAAAUUUCCGAAAUGUUCCAAUGAUCAGCUUUACCCAAAAUAACGAGUUAGUUUUGAAAAUAAAAAACAUAAGGUACAAUACUGAUGAGCUAAAAGUAUAUUUUAAGAAUUUGGACAACUUUCCAAAGAAAGAUUUUUAUGUUAAAAAAGGAAGAAAAAUAAAUUACAGUCGCAAUCAUAAUUUAAGUUUAUUAUAUUAUUAUAGUAGUAGUAUAGCAAAUCACCCAGGCAGCCUUUUAGCAUUAGGAGUAAGAUAUAUGAACGGUUAUGGGGUAGAAAAAGACUGUGACACUGCUGCUAGAUAUUACUUAAGAUUAAUAAAGGAGAUAUUUAAUUCUGGUGAAAAAACUGAAUUUGAAAUUGUUGAUUUAAUGAGAUUAAAUGUGCCAUAUUAUGAUAGAUAUAAUAUAAAUAAUAAAAGAAUAAAAAAUAUUGAAAUUUUUCUAGAGUCAUCCUUACAUGAUAACCAUCGAAUAAUAACAAUGAUAGCACGUAGGUAUUUAAUGGGAAUAGAUGGAGUAGAAAAAAAUUAUAAAAAAGCUCAUGAUUAUUUAAUAAAAGCAGCUAAAUACAACAAUUCGGAAGCAAUAUCUUUAUUAGGGUAUAUAUAUAUGCUUGGCUUAGGAGUUAAAAUAAAUUAUAAUAAAGCAGCUGAAUAUUUUAUAAGAGGAAACAAAUUAAAUGAUUCUUUAAGUUUUAAUGGAUUGGGUUAUAUGCAUUUUUUUGGUUUAGGUAAUUUUAAAAAAAACCCUAAUUUGGCAUUUUACUAUUUUGAAUUAUCAGCUAAGAAUAAUUUAUCGUCUGCUCAAUUUAAUUUAGCAUGUUUGUAUUUAAGUGGAGUUGGUGCUGCUCAAUCUUUUCAAAAUGCUUUCUAUUGGUUUUAUAAAUCAUUAAAUAAUGGAAAUUUGUUAGCAGCAUAUGUGAUUGGAUAUAUGCAUUACAAUGGAAUUAUUACUGCAAGGAAUUGUAAAUUAGCCUUAUCUCUUUUAGCGAAAGUUGCAGAAAACCAUGUUUUUAUUUUAAAUACAACCAAUAGAAUUAUUAGAUAUACAGAAAAAGGAAGAAUCAAAGAAGCUCUAUUUUUAAUGGCAUUACUAGCUGAAACUGGAAGUGUGCAAUCACAAAUAAAUUUAUCUUACAAAAUUAACAAUCAUGACUUUGCAUUUUUUUUACCAACAAAUGAUAAAUGUAAAAAAGUUUAUGCUAGCAGAUACCUAGCCAUGGCAUCUGAGAACAACGAUUUUAAGUCUUUGUACACUUUAGGGGACUAUGCUUAUAAGGGCUAUGGGUUGUACAUUCGUAUAUUUCCUAAGAAUAACCUACCCAUUAAUUCGUUAUAUGAUAUAAAUCAUAGUGAAUAUUUGUAUACCCAUGCAGGAAUUGGCCAAAGAAGCGGUUUAAAAAAUGGUGUAAAAAAUGGCGAAAAAAGUGGAACAAAAAGUGGAACAAAAAGUGGAACACAAAGCAAUGCAAAAAACAUUGCCAGAAUAAGCGCCCGAACCAGUGACGGUUUCUCAGGUGUGGUAAAGACGAACAAGAUAAUUUCUACAGAUUUCGUGGACGAGGCUGGUAUAAUUUUCAACGACAAAUGGAAAUUUCAUUUUGGAUUUAAAUUUUCUUUUAAUGAGGUAGACUACCAACUAGCUUAUCACCAUUAUAAAAGUAUAAUAUCUUAUUAUCCGAAUAAUUUUUAUGUUAUUCAGGCCUUGUCAAGAGCUUGCUAUAACUUAGGGUUCAUGCAUUAUUAUGGUAUAGGUGUUUCAAAAAAUAUAGAAAAAGCAUUAAUUUAUUUCAAUUCAUCUAUUAAAAUUUACCCAACGAAUAAAGUUCCAUCUGUUUUAUUUGUCUUAUAUAUAAAAUUGAACAAACAUUUAUAUAAUUUUAAAAAAAAAAUUAAAGAUUUUAAAAAGAUUUUAUUUUUUUAA
Messenger RNA from Plasmodium malariae, 2640 nucleotides. It is a transcript of the gene HRD3, whose product is annotated as ubiquitin-protein ligase, putative. The transcript has 2 exons. NCBI's taxonomy places the organism in Eukaryota, Apicomplexa, Aconoidasida, Haemosporida, Plasmodiidae. Gene Ontology annotation, molecular function: protein binding. The coding region runs from base 1 to 2640 and encodes 879 amino acids. The record is from RefSeq and is a predicted model, not a curated record.